AUGAUGCAAAGCAGUGAAACAACUGCAGGACAGCCACAGUAUGGACAGAGGAUGAUUUUUACAGGUCCAGAUGGAAUCGGAGACUAUAGGCCAAGAUCCAAUUACUUUACCCGGUACAUCGGUGUGGGUGCCACAUCACCUGAGGCCACAGGUGACCUCAGUUACCUGUGCCGAGCUCCACCAGAUGCCCUCCCACCCAUUCCCAGGCAGAGCUAUGUGGGGGAGGUGGGCUGGGGAUGGCAAUAUAACCAGCUGUUAAACAGUGGGACGCUGCUCAGCAAUAUGCAAAUUAAGAAAACAGACAUACGGGCAUCGUUGGAGAACAGAGUCACUCAAAAGUUUCAGAUGAAUCAGAACAAUGUAUCCACACUCCAACAAACAAAACACUCCACAUAUAGUAAGAGUGGAAGAAUUGCUCAGCUGAUAGCAGAGGAGGGACAAGAGUGA
Molecule: messenger RNA, 447 nt
Organism: Neolamprologus brichardi
Lineage: Eukaryota; Metazoa; Chordata; Actinopteri; Cichliformes; Cichlidae
Gene: spmip2
Product: sperm microtubule inner protein 2
Source: RefSeq, a predicted model, not a curated record